GAUGUAAUUAGGCCUAUUCUUAGGCCCAUAAUAGAGCAUGCAUAAGUUACUUGCUCAAUUUCACCAAAUCAACGCAGGAACUCAUCGCCAUGGGAGGAUCAAACAAGAACCUCAUAUUCGUGUACGGAACGUUAAAAAGAAACCAUCGAAACCAUUUCCUCCUAGAAGAUCUGAUCUCAACAAACGACGCCGUUUACAUAGGACAACGCACGACCCGGUUACAAUACCCGCUCGUUACAGGUCUCUAUGGGAUCCCUUACUUAAUCAACAAAUCCGGGUCGGGUCAAAAGAUCCGAGGCGAGCUUUAUUCGGUUUCAAAACGUGGGCUUGUACGUCUUGAUGAAUUGGAAGGUAUCAAAGUUAAUCACUACGAGAGAUUACCAAUAGAAGUUAUUGAGGAAGAUGAUGAAGAAGAAGAAUCAAACGGUGUCGUCUUGGCUGAGGCUUAUUUUGCUCACUUUGGAUUUGGUGAGAGAUUGUGGGAGAAGAAAGGUAAAUGUGGGAUGUGUGAAUUUGGUGAAAACGAUGGCGUUUUGUAUGUUCGUCCUAAAGAUAGGCCAAUGUUUAGCUCUGUUCUUGAUGAAAUUGAAACUUUUGUGUCUUCUAGUAAUGAUUGAUUACUAAUUUAAUUCAAUGGGUAUGUUCAAAAUUCCAUCUUUGAUGAUUAUGGCCUAUAAUCUUCUUGGUCAUGCUCAAGUUUAGUAGUCAUUUAGUGAACAUUUUGAAUUCAGUUGCAGAGUUAUAAGUUUUCAAUAAUGC
This is a messenger RNA of Arabidopsis thaliana (thale cress), 759 nucleotides long. RefSeq names its product AIG2-like (avirulence induced gene) family protein. Gene Ontology annotation, molecular function: gamma-glutamylaminecyclotransferase activity. The record is from RefSeq and is marked reviewed. The coding region runs from base 90 to 617 and encodes 175 amino acids. The transcript has a single exon. Lineage: Eukaryota; Viridiplantae; Streptophyta; Magnoliopsida; Brassicales; Brassicaceae.